Messenger RNA from Penicillium soppii, 348 nucleotides. RefSeq names its product DPY30/SDC1 family protein. The coding region runs from base 1 to 348 and encodes 115 amino acids. Lineage: Eukaryota; Fungi; Ascomycota; Eurotiomycetes; Eurotiales; Aspergillaceae. The record is from RefSeq and is a predicted model, not a curated record. The transcript has 3 exons.
AUGACAUCUAUAGCAGUUUCGAUUAACCUCUGCAGCCCUCCCAGAGCUGUGACAGCAGAUCCACCAUCCUUGGCAGCACCACACUCGCAAUCGAAACCCACCGCAAUGGGUGAAACAAACGGAGCUAGCACGCCUCUGGGCGAUUUGAGCAACAUCAAUGCGGGUCAGGUCCGUCCCGGCGGUGCGCCUGCCCGGGUCUAUCUGAAUGAAAAGGUUGUGCCGCAUCUACUCGAGGGGAUGAAGUCUGUUGCGAGGGAACAACCUGCCAAUCCUCUUCGUGUGCUUGGUGAAUUCUUGCUUCAAAAGAGCAGUGAAGUAGAGGGAGAGACUAAGAAGGAAUCGGAGUAG